AAAAUGAUUAAUGUUUAAUCGCUUUUAUAUUUGCCUCUGUUUUCUCAGCAGAAGAAAACCACUUUGGGAGUGCCUGUGUGAAUCAUCCACAAUGGUUUCUCCAGUGCUCAUCUUGUUCUCGACUUUUCUCUGCCAUGUUGCUAUGGCAGGACGGACUUGUCCCAAGCCAGAUGAGUUACCAUUUUCCACAGUGGUCCCAUUAAAAACAACCUAUGAGCCAGGAGAGGAGAUUGUGUAUUCCUGCAAGCCAGGCUACCUGUCCCGGGGAGGGAUGAGGCGCUUUACCUGCCCUCUCACAGGAAUGUGGCCCAUCAAUACUCUGAAAUGUACACCCAGAGUAUGUCCUUUUGCUGGAAUCUUAGAAAAUGGAGCAGUACGAUAUACAACUUUUGAAUAUCCCAACACAAUCAGUUUUUCUUGUAAUACUGGGUUUUAUCUGAAUGGCACUAGUUCUGCCAAGUGCACUGAGGAAGGAAAAUGGAGUCCACAGCUUCCCGUCUGUGCUCCCAUCACCUGCCCUCCACCAUCCAUACCGACAUUUGCAACACUUCGGGUUUAUAAGCCAUCAGCUGGAAACAACUCCCUCUAUCAGGACACAGCAGUUUUUCAAUGUUUGCCACAACAUGCGAUGUUUGGAAAUGACACAAUUACCUGCACAUUGCAUGGAAAUUGGACUAAAUUACCAGAAUGCAGGGAAGUAAAAUGCCCAUUCCCAUCAAGGCCAGACAAUGGAUUUGUGAACUAUCCUGCAAAACCAGCACUUUAUUACAAGGAUAAAGCCACAUUUGGCUGCCACGAUGGAUAUUCUCUGGAUGGCCCAGAAGAAGUAGAAUGUACCAAACUGGGAAACUGGUCUGCCAUGCCAAGUUGUAAAGCAUCUUGUAAAGUACCUGUGAAAAAAGCCACUGUGGUGUACCAAGGGGAGAGAGUAAAGAUUCAGGAAAAAUUUAAGAAUGGAAUGCUGCAUGGUGAUAAAGUUUCUUUCUUCUGCAAAAAUAAGGAAAAGAAGUGUAGCUAUACAGAGGAUGCUCAGUGUAUAGACGGCACUUUUGAAGUCCCCAAAUGCUUCAAGGAACACAGUUCUCUGGCUUUUUGGAAAACUGAUGCAUCAGAUGUAAAGCCAUGCUAAAGUGGUUUUCAGAUUCAACAUAAAAUGUCACACUUGAAUCUUGCUUAUCCAAGGAACUCAAUGGAAAUUAAAAAAUAAAGCUACCGAAUUUAUUGCUUCA
Molecule: messenger RNA, 1229 nt
Organism: Callithrix jacchus (white-tufted-ear marmoset)
Lineage: Eukaryota; Metazoa; Chordata; Mammalia; Primates; Cebidae
Gene: APOH
Product: apolipoprotein H
Source: RefSeq, a predicted model, not a curated record